CCUCGAACUGCCGUGAGUGCUUCAGUGUACUACUGGUCUGUUCCACGCUCUACAAUCACUUCACACUAACCAUUUUAUCUAGCUUGUAUACCUUGCUAGACAUCGUUUCCCUCCUUCCUCCUCAUCCUGUGCAUGUCUCCUCGUCGUCUUCCAUAAUCUCCCCCAUAUUAUUUGUCUUUUAAUGGACCACUUCCCUCGACCUCGAGACCAUCCACCAAUGCAGGCAAUCACUUUCGCUCCCCCAAACCAACCCCCUCCAGACGGCUCCCGCUUUCUCAUAGACCCUUCUCAGGACUCAGACAGGACUGACUCUAAUAUCGCGUUCAUGAAGGGUCCAAAGCGUAAACGACUAGCCAAGGCGUGCGAUGCCUGCCACAAAAGCAAACGGCGCUGUGACGGAACAGCUCCUUGUAGCAAUUGCUACUUCGCCUCCAAGAAAUGCACGUAUACAGAUGCUUCGGGCAGACCUGUACCCGCACCUAGGCCGCGCAAAGGGGCUAACACAGACCCACCAGUCGAUACUCGUCAGGGCUCGUACACAACCUACCAAGACGGCACUCAGGGUAGCCAACCUUCCUUCAUUGUCCCUGCACUCCAGCAAGAGGAUGCACUUGGGAGCCAAGUCGACCCUGAUGAAGAUCUUCUAUUGCGCAAGCGAUUUAGGCCAGACCUUGGCCAGUCCACGUCUCCCAUCGAGACGCCUUCGAGAGGCCUAGCUCCACCGUCAUUGCCAAGCACUGAGCGCUCUUUGGAGCGUGACCCGUCACUCACAAGAGAGCUUGUGCACCUGUUCUUUGCGCACCGGCAACCUCAGCGUAUGGUCAUCCACGAACCUUCGUUCCAUUAUGCCCUUUCUCAUGGACUCGUCCCAUCUUAUCUUCUCCUUUCAAUUUGCGCUGUUGCCGCACCACUCUCCCGGCGUCCUUGUUUUAAGGAAGGGCGUUCAAGAUUUGCUGGGGAGGUCUUCUUUCAAGAGGCAAUGUCGAUUAUGUUUGAUAAAGACCAAAACUUGAUUUGCGAGAGAAAUCUUGCAACUGCGCAGGCUCUAUGUCUGCUGCAGUUGCAUGAUCGGAUGGCUAAGUCAUCUUGGAGAGGGCGAUAUCAUGUGUACGCACUCGAGGUCAUUGAACAGCUGGGCGUGUAUAAGGCUGAUAAUCCGAUCAUGACACCUUCACCCUCACUGGAAUUUAUCGAUGCGUCCAUCGAACGAGAAUGCGCACGUCGUGUUUUCUGGCUCAUAUAUAUAUCUGAUGCUCUGGGGUCUGUUCUCUACCGGCGGCCUAUCUUGGCAGAGGAAUCACAAUUGAAAUUACGUCUUCCUGUGGAUGAGACGAACUUCUUGUUCACUGUACAUGACGCCGUCCCAGAAUAUCUGGACAAGCCUAGUCCUUUAUCGAAAUCCGAGACCGGCCAGCUAACUCGUGUCCUCUCUAUACACGAGCAGAUAGAGAAGACCAUGGAUGAAUUCAAUGACCGCGAGUCUGGCAGACAUCCCGUCAACACACUGCUGGAUCUUGACAUGAAACUCAAGGCGUGGGACGGAUCGCUUCCCGACAGUCUUUGUUUCACCGACGAGAAUCUUGAUAUUCAAAUGUCGUUGUUUGCCACGAAUUCCAACGUGGGAGCAUGGUGCUUCUGUGCUAUGCACAUUAUCCACUGCUCGUGUAUUUUUGCAUUGAACCAGGCUAGGAAACGUUGUCGUACGGCCAUGCCGGGAGGUCCAACGUGGGCACACGAGCGUCUGAACAAGAUUCUCGCCGCUUUAGGUGAUAGAGCAAAAAAAAGUAUCCUCCUGGGAGUUGCACUUUGGCCUUUGUUCAAAUAUUGUAAUGGUAAUGGGGACGACCCACGGCUUUUGGAAUGGUCGAGCCAGUUUGAAGAGGUGUAUGGUGUUCGUAUUCAAGACCUAGCACCACCGGCACCUGACUACACCAAAGAUCUACAACCUCCACCGCCUGCGGAAGGUCGCAUGCAUCCAGCGGUGUCAAGCUCCGGAGGAUCUCAUGGCUCUACGCCCGUCCCUAGUCACCCAUUGGAGGCAGCGGCACCCCAAGUAGCCAUAUCUCCGGUAUAUGCACCGCCGGGGCGCCCAUCUGCUGAUGCCCGAUUCUUCGGUCAGCCUUCUUUUGGUGAUAUUCGAGCCCACGCACAUCCGCCUCUUCCACCACAACCUGAUCCCAGAGAGAAGAGAAACAUUGCGCAUGAUGCCAAUAUCGAUCCUGCCCUGCAAAUGCCACCAAAUCCUAGAGUUCACAUGAAUACGGAGCCAGUUUCUGCCGUAUCCGCACUAUCACUACCCUCACUGAAGUCGAGCGGUCUUUUAGAUUGGCAACGAGCCAAUGAAGGCAAUCCACCACCACCUGGUUGGCAGACAUCCGGGCAACAUCUCCCAGCCUCUAGCCAGGGCUCACGGGACGCAACUGGAUCACCAUUUUCUUCAGCCUCACACAUAGAUUACUCUACUCGUCCUACAGUUGCCACGGCUUCAACUAGCAUGCCUGUCGGCUUGCCGUGGCUGGCCAGCGAGUCGACUGUCUCUAGGACAAGCUAACAUUGCCUUGUUGCCUAAGUUCUUGAGCGUUUGAUUCCAUUCCUUAUUGUCACCUGUUAUGUAUUUUGUUCUGCACCUUGCACGCUUGUCGUUCCUUGAU
Messenger RNA from Suillus clintonianus, 2651 nucleotides. RefSeq lists its product as uncharacterized. Lineage: Eukaryota; Fungi; Basidiomycota; Agaricomycetes; Boletales; Suillaceae. The record is from RefSeq and is a predicted model, not a curated record. Gene Ontology annotation, molecular function: zinc ion binding; DNA binding; DNA-binding transcription factor activity, RNA polymerase II-specific. Gene Ontology annotation, biological process: DNA-templated transcription; regulation of DNA-templated transcription. Gene Ontology annotation, cellular component: nucleus. The transcript is spliced from 13 exons. Bases 182 to 2551 code for a protein of 789 amino acids.